Messenger RNA from Macaca mulatta (Rhesus monkey), 4403 nucleotides. It is a transcript of the gene PPIL6, whose product is annotated as peptidylprolyl isomerase like 6. Gene Ontology annotation, cellular component: cytoplasm. The record is from RefSeq and is a predicted model, not a curated record. Lineage: Eukaryota; Metazoa; Chordata; Mammalia; Primates; Cercopithecidae. Gene Ontology annotation, molecular function: peptidyl-prolyl cis-trans isomerase activity. Gene Ontology annotation, biological process: protein peptidyl-prolyl isomerization.
GAAUGCCCCUAAGGAAGGGAAGAGCGAGGCAGGUGAUGUGACCGCUGGGACCACCAGCGCUGGGGCCAGAUGUGGACUUUGGAGGUUCGGGUUCCCCUACACCCUGAGAUCGUGGCGCGGGAUGGGGUGAGGAAGGCUGCAUGGGUGCGAACGGAAGGCGGCCCCCAGACCGCAUUUCGUGGACGCGCUCACCAGCAGUUGAGGUUGAAAAUCCGCAGUCGCAGGGAGAAGUUGGGCUUCAUGUCUGGGGCACUCCAGGGGCGCAAGGCGGCUCUAGCUCCCCAGCGACGGCCGCGGUGGGGACGGGGGCGGCCGGCGGCGCCUUCUCCCUGGCCCGUUCCUUCCUCGCAGGCGGCGCGCACAGGUGGGCACCAAGCUCGCGCGGCUCAGGCCGGGCCCGACUCCCGCGUUCCCCCGACAACCGGCCGGCUGGUUCCAAUCAGGCGGGCCGCCAACCCGGAAAGACGAUCCGCUGCCGAAAUCCGGGUGCCCAAGCUCGGCGAGGGCCGCGCGCCAGGCCCCUGGGGGUCCGCAGAGCGCCCCCAGGUGGGCGGCUCCCGGUUCCUUUCCCUCUAAGCUCGUCCCCGGCCGCCGCCGCCCGCGCGCCGGCGGCCCAGCAACAGGCUCAAAGUUGAGGAAAGGCCGGGCCGCCACGGGCCGCCCUCGGCCCCGCCCCUGGGCCCCGCCUCCUGCGAGCGGCGGAGGCGGGGCCGCGCAGUUGCCGGAGCGACGCGCAGUGUUUGGGGUCACCCGGCGUCCCCGCGCGCGGCCAUGGCAAGGCCGCAGCCUUGCGGGCCCCAGCAAGCCAGGUGCGGCUCGCCGUCGCUGCCCGAGCGGCCGCUGCAGGUGAAGGUGGUGGGGCUCUUCAGCUGCCCCAACUUUCAGAUUGCGAAGAGCGCCGCUGAGAAUCUGAAGAAUAAUCAUCCAUCCAAAUUUGAAGAUCCUAUAUUAGUUCCUCUUCAAGAAUUUGCAUGGCAGCAAUAUCUACAGGAGAAAAAAAGGGAACUCAAAAAUGAAACCUGGGAAUAUUCCUCCUCUGUGAUGUCUUUUGUUAAUGGUCAGUUCCUGGGUGAUGCAUUGGGUCUACAGAAAUGGGCCCACGAGGUGUGGGAUAUAGUUGACAUUAAACCCUCUGCACUUUAUGAUGCACUCACUGAGGAUUUUUCCACAAAAUUCUUAAGAGAUACCAAGCAUGAUUUUGUGUUUUUAGACAUUUGUAUUGAUUCUUCUCCAAUUGGAAGAUUGAUUUUUGAGCUAUACUGUGAUGUAUGUCCCAAAACAUGUAAAAAUUUUCAGGUCUUGUGCACAGGAAAAGCAGGGUUUUCUCAACGUGGCAUAAGACUACAUUACAAAGAUUCCAUUUUUCAUCGAAUAGUACGGAAUGGCUGGAUACAAGGAGGGGAUAUAGUGUAUGGAAAAGGAGAUAAUGGAGAGUCGAUUUAUGGACCAACAUUUGAAGAUGAAAACUUUUCAGUUCCUCAUAAUAAAAGAGGAGUACUUGGAAUGGCCAACAAAGGCCGUCACAGCAACGGGUCACAAUUCUAUAUCACACUGCAAGCAACUCCUUAUCUAGAUAGAAAAUUUGUGGCUUUUGGGCAAUUGAUUGAAGGAACAGAAGUGCUUAAACAACUAGAAUUAGUUCCAACAGAGAAUGAAAGACCAAUACAUAUGUGUAGAAUUACUGACAGUGGAGAUCCUUAUGCUUGAUUUUCAUAUCAAUAUUUUCUGUGAUAAUUUAUUACUGUGUAUCUGAUCAGCUGUUUGUAGAUUUAAUUAAACAGUACUUGAUAAAUUGUAAUUUGAAAGCCAUGGCAGACACUGUAGGUUGCCUCAUCGACACCCAAUACCUCCCCAUCUUCCUUUCCUGUCAUAGAGACUGUGAAAGGACAAUACUCAGUUUCCUAGACUCCUUCUCAGCCACGGGUGGCCACAAGAGAUGGUUGUGGCCAGUGAGACAGGAGUAGAAUGCCAGUGGUCCUGCCCCUUCCCCUUCAUCCUGUCUGGAAUGUGGAGAGGCUGGAGCUGCAGCUGUCAUCUUGUGGCCAUAAAGAAAAGGCCGAGGCCAGGCGCGGUAGCUCAUGCCUGUAAUCCCAGCACUUGGGAGGCCGAGGCAGGUGGAUCACGAGGUCAAGAGAUCGAGACCAUCCUGGCCAACAUGGUGAAACCCUGUCUCUACUAAAACUAUAAAAAUUAGCUGGGCAUGGUGGCAUGCACCUGUAGUCCCAGCUACUCGGGAAGCUGAGACAGAAGAAUCACUUGAACCUGGGAGGCAAAGAUUGCAGUGAGCCGAGAUUCUGCCACUGAACUCCAGCCUGGCGACAGAGUGAGACUCUGUCUCAAAAACAAAAACAAACAAACAAAAAAACAACAAAAACGGCCAAGUACUGCAGAGAUGUCCGCCCCAAUCUCUUGAGCUGCAGAACCAAUACCAGCAACCACCUACUCUGGACUUCUUAGUAUCUGAGACUAACAGAGCCCUGUAUUGUGGUGUUUAUGUUACUGUUGGUUGAGAAUUUUGUUACUUGUAGACAAAAAAAAUUCUUAAUUUAGCAACAUACUUGAUAGCCUAAGACAUUUGUAAUAAAAUUAUGUUCUUAUUUGUAACUACACGUACUCCCAGGAGAAACUUGGUAAGUAACCAAAUAGGAAUGAUGCAAAAGAAAAAGCAAUUCAUUUUAAUAUUUUAUUGUUUAUACAUAGCAUUCAGAAAGGGUAUCUAUACUUUGGAUGUUUUCAUACAUGACAUGAACAUCAUCCUUAUCUCUCUGAGCCAUACCAACCCUGUGAAAACCAAGGGAUUGUGUUACAGUCUCCGUGGUGGCUGACUUAUGUGAUGUUACUGGAGAUUCAGCUUUAUCACUACUCUGUAGUCUAAAGUUCUCAAGCUCGUAUCACCUGGGGAGCUUUUAAAAUGUAACCUAACAUUGUCCCUGACCUACUGAGGCAGAGUUCCCAGUCGUCGGGCAGAGAUUCUGUGUUUAUUUGGUUCUUUCCCCAGGGUUCCCAGGCAUGGGGCACAGAUUCUGUGUGCAUUUAGCUCUUUCCCCAGGGUUCCCAUUUAGACAGCUGGGCACUAGUCAUCUGGGAAUCACUGCAAGGUAUAAGGAACUGGUUCCAGCCCCCAUGGUGUAGUGUAGUCAGCAGAGUGCUUGACUCUGCUGUUGGUGACCUUGCUCAGCUCCUGUUACACCACUACCCUAUGCCCUUGCUCUGCCCAGACUGAGGGGGCUUUUCUUUUCUUUUUUUUUUUAUUUUUUGAGACGGAGUCUCGCUCUGUCGCCCAGGCUGGAGUGCAGUGGCGCAAUCUUGGCUUACUGCAAGCUCUGCUUCCGGGUUCGCACCAUUCUCCUGCCUCAGCCUCCUGAGUAGCUGGGACUACAGGCGCCCGCCACCACGCCUGGCUAAUUUUUUGUAUUUUCAGUAGAGACGGGGUUUCACCAUGUUAGCCAGGAUGGUCUCAAUCUCCUGACCUCGUGACCUGCCUAAACCUUGGCCUCCCAAAGUGCUGGGAUUACAGGCGUGAGCCACCACGCCCAGCCGAGAGUGCUUUUCUUACGCUAAGCAGAAUGAGGUUUGUCUUCCAAGAACAAUCUCUAUUUACAUCAGUCUUAAAGGGGCAGGCUUCUAAUAGAUAUGGGGCUUGCCAAAAGUAGGCAUAGACUUUUUUUUUCUUUUGAAAUAAUUAUAGAUUCACAGGAAGUUGCAAAAAAAAGUACAGAGCAGUCCUGUGUAUCUUUCACCCAUUUUCCCCAGUGGUUACACUUACAAAACGGUAGUACAAUAUCAAAACCAGGCAGUUGACAUUGGUACAAUGUGUGUAUGCCAUUUUAUCAUGAGUAUAAUCAUGUAACCAAUACUACAGAGAAAAUAUAGAACCUUUCCAGCACCUCAAAGAUCCCCUUCCAGUACCCUUUUAUAGUCACACCCGCUCGCCUGCACCCUGCCAUCCCUAACUCCUGACAACCGGCAUUUGCUUAUUUUUAUGACAGCUUUAUUGCUAUAUGACAUAUGCUUUAUGCUAAGACCUGAGGUGGAUGGGAGGAAGCAGACCGCCUAUGUUACAUUCUCAAUUGACCCAGAGCAGCAUAGUGUUAAGAAUGUGUGUUCUAGAGCCAGACUGCCAGGGUUCAAAUCCUGGCUCUGCCAUUCCCUAGCUGCACAAACUCAGGCAAGAACUUUUCUGUGCCUCAAUUCCUUCAUCCGAGAAACAGUGGUACCUACCACAUAGGAUUGUUGUGAGGGUUCCAUGAAUCAAUAAUUUGUAUAGAGAACCUGUAAGAGGACCUGGUCUGCUGUAAGCGCUCGAUAAAUUUAAUAAUAAAUUACUAAUGUGUAACCAUCAGGGCUGGUCUGCUGUAAGCGCUUGAUACAUGUAAUAAUAAAUUACUAAUGUGUAAUCUUCA